AUGGCCUCUCUUCACUUCUGCUCGGAAUGCAACAACCUACUCUACCCCAAGGCUGACCCGGCGCGGCGCAACAUGGUGUACGCAUGCCGCAUCUGCACCUAUGAUGAGGACGUGGACAAUGCGUGUGUGUACCGGAAUGACUUGCUCACGGUGACGAAAGAGCAGAAGGGUGUCGUCACGGACCUUGGCACGGAUCCAACGCUGGCACACUCCAACAUCCCAUGUCCGCGCUGCCACAACGAAGAUGCCGUGUACUUCCAGGACCAGUCGAAGCGGAAGGAAACACGGAUGAUCCUCUUCUUCGUGUGUUCAAAGUGUAAUGAAAGCUUCUCAGAUCCAUCACUACCACAAGAUGCAAGACCAGAGAUGUGA
Coniophora puteana RWD-64-598 SS2 is the source of this 372-nucleotide messenger RNA. RefSeq lists its product as uncharacterized. The transcript is spliced from 5 exons. Gene Ontology annotation, cellular component: RNA polymerase II, core complex. Gene Ontology annotation, molecular function: nucleic acid binding; zinc ion binding; DNA-directed RNA polymerase activity. Gene Ontology annotation, biological process: transcription initiation at RNA polymerase II promoter; maintenance of transcriptional fidelity during transcription elongation by RNA polymerase II; DNA-templated transcription. Bases 1 to 372 code for a protein of 123 amino acids. The record is from RefSeq and is a predicted model, not a curated record. Lineage: Eukaryota; Fungi; Basidiomycota; Agaricomycetes; Boletales; Coniophoraceae.